Molecule: messenger RNA, 525 nt
Organism: Diorhabda carinulata
Lineage: Eukaryota; Metazoa; Arthropoda; Insecta; Coleoptera; Chrysomelidae
Product: tigger transposable element-derived protein 4-like
Exons: 1
Coding region: 1-525 (174 amino acids)
Cellular component (GO): nucleus
Molecular function (GO): DNA binding
Source: RefSeq, a predicted model, not a curated record
AUGAUAAGACAGCAUAGAAAAGUUAUUCUCUUCAUAGACAAUUGCCCUACUCAUCCUCAUCCUCAUCACGUGAAACUAACAAAUGUUAAGCUUGAAUUUUUUCCGCCCAAUACGACAUCAAAAUUACAACCGAUGGAUCAAGGUGUAAUUACAAACCUUAAGGCAAAUUAUCGGAAAAAAAUUCUGAGAAGAAUGAUUAACGCAUUAGAAAAUAAACAAUCCCUUGAUAAGGUUAUUGACCCGCGUGUUUGCAUAAGAGAUUUAACCAAGGUUUGGCAAAAUGAUGUUACGGAAAUUACAAUAAAAAAUUGUUUUAUCAAAGCUGGAUUUGCCGAAAACACGACAGAGAAACCAGUAGAUGAUUUACGAUACAUCAAUGUCCGCUGGAACGAGCUUCAAUCAACUGGUGCAAUAAAUGACAACAUUAGCUUGACGGAUUAUUUAGCCGUAGACAAGGAUUUGAUGGUGACUGAUUAUUCUACUGAUGAUGCUAUAAUAAACUAUAUUAGAUCUAUAGAACUAUAA